AUGGUUAAUACUGAGCCUCACCUCUGCUUCCGAUCCUUCGUCGAGGCCUUAAAGGCCGACAACGAUCUGGUUGAGAUCAAUGACCCUGUCGACCCCAACCUCGAAGUUGGCGCCAUCACUCGUCUGGUUUGUGAAACUAACGACAAGGCACCACUCUUCAACAACGUUAUUGGCCAGCAAGAUGGUCUCUUCCGUAUUCUCGGUGCCCCAGCAUCACUCCGUAACUCCCCCAAGAGCCGAUAUGGCCGUCUUGCACGCCAUUUGGCUCUGCCACCCACCGCUUCGAUGAAGGAAAUCCUCGACAAGAUGCUGUCAGCCAGCGAAAUGACCCCUAUCACUCCCCAGGUUUUGCCUACUGGCCCUUGCAAAGAGAAUAUACUGCUGGAGGACCAGAUUGACCUUACCAAGCUGCCCUCCCCUAAGCUCCAUCAGCAUGACGGAGGAAAGUACAUUCAAACAUAUGGAAUGCACAUUGUUCAGUCCCCUGAUGGAACGUGGACCAACUGGUCCAUUGCCCGUGCCAUGGUUCACGAUGACAAGCAUUUGACCGGACUGGUGAUCGAACCGCAGCACAUCUGGCAGAUCCACCAGAUGUGGAAGAAGGAGGGCAAGGAUGUGCCCUGGGCUCUUGCCUUUGGUGUUCCCCCAGCUGCCAUCAUGGCUUCUAGCAUGCCCAUCCCCGAUGGUGUUAGCGAGGCCGAAUAUGUCGGUGCCAUGACUGGCUCAGCUUUAGAGCUUGUCAAGUGUGAUACCAACAACCUCUACGUGCCGGCCACCUCCGAGAUUGUAUUCGAGGGCACAUUGUCUAUUAGCGAGACUGGACCUGAGGGUCCCUUCGGUGAGAUGCACGGUUACGUUUUCCCUGCCGACACCCACCAGUGGCCCCUCUACAAGGUGAACCGCAUCACAUACCGUGAUAAUGCAAUUAUGCCCAUUUCUGCAUGUGGUCGCCUGACUGAUGAGACUCACACCAUGAUCGGAGCUCUGGCAGCAGCUGAGAUUGGCAAGGUCUGCAAGUUGGCAGGCCUCCCCAUCACUGACGCAUUCUCACCCUUCGAGUCCCAGGUCACCUGGGUAGCUCUGAAGGUCGACACAUCUCGCCUGCGUGAGCUGAAGACCACCUCGAAGGAAUUCUCCAAGCAGGUCGGUGACGUCGUUUUCAACCACAAGGCAGGAUACACCAUCCACCGUCUGAUCCUAUGUGGUGAAGAUAUUGAUGUUUACGAGGGCAAGGACGUCAUGUGGGCUUUCAGCACUCGUUGCCGUCCUAAUAUGGAUGAGACCUUCUUCGAGGAUGUCCGUGGAUUCCCUCUUGUUCCAUACAUGUCUCACGGAAACGGAUCGCCUAUUCAGGGUGGCAAGGUUGUUUCUGAUGCUCUGAUGCCGACGGAGUACACCACGGGGCGGGACUUCGUGGCUGCUGACUUCAAGAACUCGUACCCUGUUGAACUCCAGAACAAGGUUUUGGAGAACUGGACCAAGAUGGGUUUCCGAAACGUUGAGUAG
Molecule: messenger RNA, 1506 nt
Organism: Penicillium taxi
Lineage: Eukaryota; Fungi; Ascomycota; Eurotiomycetes; Eurotiales; Aspergillaceae
Product: UbiD family decarboxylase
Exons: 2
Coding region: 1-1506 (501 amino acids)
Biological process (GO): ferulate metabolic process; cinnamic acid catabolic process
Cellular component (GO): cytoplasm
Molecular function (GO): carboxy-lyase activity
Source: RefSeq, a predicted model, not a curated record